Cydia pomonella (codling moth) is the source of this 10402-nucleotide messenger RNA. Its product is annotated as MATH and LRR domain-containing protein PFE0570w-like. Lineage: Eukaryota; Metazoa; Arthropoda; Insecta; Lepidoptera; Tortricidae. The record is from RefSeq and is a predicted model, not a curated record. The coding region runs from base 119 to 8215 and encodes 2698 amino acids. The transcript has 2 exons.
GUCACCCGGCAAUCGAAUCGACCUCAAGUCAAAACUUGUGCAAGACCCCGAGCGUUUUGGGCGUACGUCUUUGUCUCAACUAAUUAGUUUAUUAGAUAUUUUGCCGCACAAACAAAUUAUGGAAGAAGACGACUCCGACUCCGAUCGCACGGUACUGCUGACAGAAUUUGUUGAUAAACCGCAGAAAAUCGACGCCAAAAGACGUAGAUUGAGCCAAUUACAAGAUAGGAGCAAGCAAGAACACCAGGACGAUGACAACACAGCGCAAAAUGAUGUAAGUCAAAAUAUACAAACAGAUUUACCAAAGAAUAAUAUCGAAAAGGACUGGCUUAUAACAAAAUAUUUAUCAGGCAUAGCUAAUGUAUGUAAUACUUCUGAUUUUCGAGAAAAUGCGCCAAAAUAUGCACCAGAUUCUCAAACUUAUGCUGGAAAUACUGAAAAUACAGCUAAAUUUGCUAAUGAUAGUGACAUCAUAUGCCUGGAUUCGGAUGAUGAAAUGAAAAGCCAUGAAAAAUGUCAAAACCAAUACACAAAUAAUGGUGAGAUAUCUUCUGUUAAUGAUUCCUUACACGCAACAAAAUUAAAAGUACUCAAGCCCGCGGCGAUCAACGCUCGAAGAGCUACUACCAGCAUUGUUGAAAGUCAUAAAAUGCAUUCUAAUGCCAGUGUUUCACAAACGCAAAAAGAAAAUAAACCAGCUAGGCUUAACGUUUUAAGGCCGUCUGCUAUUAAUGCAAGGAGAGCAACAACACAUUUUGGAGAAAGUAAUUUAGAAUGUAAUUCGAACAAUGGAAAAAGCAACGUGUCGAAAAAUGAUAAAAUGAAAAGUGGAAAUAAUGAACAAGCUGAUACAGAUUGUUAUAGAUUUAUAUCUCCUAGAUUGUGUCCAUUAGAAAGCAGUAUCCCUAAUACUACUAGUAUUACUAGUUCAGUCACUAAUAAUGUAACUGGUAAAUGUGUUGUGACUCAAUCUGAAAACAGUCUAACAUCAAUUUUAACCGUGCCAAAUAACAAGUUAAAUACCGAUAUUUCCGAUAGUGCUAUCAUAACUAAUAAAGAUUUCCAACAAGAUAUAGAAGAUUCAAACGUAAAAGCAAACAAGCGAUUUGGUAAUAACGAAACACAAAUAGAGCCAAAACGCAUUAAAAUUAAUUUAAAACCAAAAUGUUUAGUCAAACAGCAUGAAGAUACUGGACAGAUUACCAAUAAACAAUCUAAAGCGAGCGAACUUUGUGAUGAAAUAAGGAAUGAAGAACAUGUGUCACAUGACAAAGCAACAUAUACGACGACAUCGGUUAGACGUGAGAAAUGCGAUGGACAUAACGAAAAUAAAGCUAGCUUAGAAAAUAACCUGAGAAAUGACAACGAAGUGCUCACUGCCAAAACAUGCAAUAAAGUAUGCGAAGCGGAUACGACACCUAAAGAAAAUAUAUUGCCUGCCAAAGAAAACAAUUGCAAUGUAGAUGAGCAAGUAAUAAAUGAAGGGCGUACAAAACUACAAAUAUUGAGUAAACCGCUUGAUAAGCAAGACGAAAACAAUGCAAAAAAAUACCCAGGAAUAAGUCAAGUACCCGAUGAACAAAAAACCAGUGAUCCGUGUGAUAAGCAUGAUACUAGCAAGCGAGAUGCAAAGAAGAGAGUAGAUAAAGUCAAAACGAGCGAAAUAUCUGUUGAUACGACACACGAUAGCGUUGCGGCAAGCAAAAUACAAAUUCAGCAAAAUUCUCAUGACCACGAAACAAGCAUAAACCAAGAUGAGACAAUAACAAAAGAAUAUCAGAGAAAACAAAACUCGAGCUAUGCUCUAGAUAAAACAAUUGGGAUAAAACAAAAAACAAGUGAAGCAAUCACUGAGCCAGAAACCUACAAAGAUCCAGACUUAGCAAGUGAAGUAUUAAAUACUGAAUGUACUAGCAAAAUACUAGAAAAAACAAUACUAAGCACAACAAACGAGGCACAAGAAUCGACACAAGUACAAUAUGAGCUCGAAACUUCCAAAGUUCAAAACAAACAAAUAACAAGUCAAGCAUGUGAUAACCAAGAAACAAACAAACUAUAUGACCAGCAAAGAACAAUUGAAACACUCAACGCAGAAGUAGUGAGAAAAUUACAAAAUAAAAUCGUAAUGAGUACAGUAUCCGAGCAAGAAGCACGCAAAGUAAGCAGCGAGCAAGGAACAGAUCAGCGAAAUAAAACACCAACAGAAGUGACUCCCAAUUAUGGUGCUGAAAAUAAUAAACGUGUUCUAAAAUUCCAGAUUAUUUUUUUAAAAUAUAUUUUGGAAAAUAUUAUAAAAAAAAGGUACCCAGAAUCUGAAUCAACACUUAAUAAUAUAAUCAAAACUUUACUUAUUAACGCUAGAAAUGGUACAUAUCAAACCCAUGUACAGUAUGCUUGUCCUGAAUGUGGCUGUUUGUCUAAUUAUUCGUCAAGUUUGCUUAAUAAUACAAAAGCUGGUGUAAAUAAAGUUACCAAGGACGGUUCCCAAAACUGUGGUCUCUGUCGCGGCGUUAGGGAUAUACAUACUGCUUACUUGAAAAAGAUCUCGAAUAAAAAAGAUCACACUAGGAACAAAAAAGAAGACGUAGAUAGUAUAUCUGCGGAAAAAGAUCAUGCAAAACAAGUAGUUGGACAGAGUGAUAAAUCUUUAACACAAGAAACUAGCAGUCAUUCUAAAACGAUAUUUCAAGAAAACUAUAAUGACGAUUCAAUCUCUAUGUCUGUAGUAGAAGACAGAAGUGUCAGUUUAGCUGUUGAUAAAGAGAAAGAGUCCGACAAUGUUUCGUCAACUCAGAGUGCGCUGGAGGCGCAAACAGGAAAUCAUAAUGUUUCAAAGGAACAUAAAAUUAACAGUGAGACACCUUUCAUAGAAACACCUGAAACUGAAAAUCAAGGAAAAAAUAAAAUUACGAGCAGGAAUAUGAAUGAAAUUGUUACAAUUAAUGAUAAACUAGCAAUAACUAACAAACGAACAAAUGAAAUUGACGAUCAAUCCAUUAUUCAUAAACGCAUGAAAACUGUCACAGAAAGUAAUAAAACUCAAAGUGAAAAAAAUCGUAAGACAAAAGAUAAUUCUUCAUAUUUGACUACUGAUUUCCAAAGUGAUAACCGUGCCAUUGAAAAUAAAAAGAAAAUGGAUCAAGCAACGCCAAGAAACAGUAACUCGGCCGUUGAACUGCCAAAAAGCAUAUUAUCAGACAUACUGAAUGUAACCUCAAGUAUAGAAAGUAGUCACGAAAACAAUAAAACUAGUUGUUCGAAAAGAGAUAACAGCUCCAAUCUUGUAAGUCCUGUAGUGGUUGUAAGCAAAAGUGAUGCAGAAUUGAACCGUGAUGUACUUUCCGUACAACAUGAUUCUAGUAUAGCUGAGAAAGCAUCAAGUGAAUCACCGGCAGAGACACAUAUGAUUACUAUUAAUUUGAAUACACAAGAAAAGUCUUUAAAAUCAAACAGUCAUGGUGACAACCACAUAAUAGCAGCUGAAACUGAUCAAUUAAAGAAAAAGAGCGAUAACAACAGUAAUGAAGUUGCUAAUGAAAAACCGAGGGACGCGACUACUCAAAAAGUAUCAAGUGUCGAAGUAGAAGAAAACGAUAAACGUAUUGAAAAUUCUUGUUAUAAAUCUGCCAUGGCUGAGGCACAAAUCAGAAAUACCGACGAAGUUCACAAACACCAUGAAAGUAUAAAAUCUCUGGUAGAAAAUCCGCAGUUGAAUAAAAAUGCUGAAGAGGAAAAAGGUAGCCAAGAUUUAGCGUCGAAAGAAAGUUUAAGCUCUGAUAAAUUAAUAAGUGGUGCUACCAUAGCAAUUAAAUAUAUAUGUCCAAUUUGUACAAGCACGUAUACACAUCCUUCUAAGUUUCUACGCCAUUUGAAAGACAAAUACAACGUAAGACUUACAAAAAUACCCGAAAACUGUAUUAGACAACAAUGCCCCUUUUGUAACUCCCUUUUAUUUAAGAAAAGUUAUAACAAACACGUUUCGCGUUGCAGUUCUGAUACGCAUGAAAAUACUAAUGUUAAUAAAGAAAAAAACAAAAACGAAAGAUGUAGUAAUGCAAAUAAUGAACAAAUCAAAACUACAGAAUCAAUAAGUUCUGUUUGUGAUGAGACACUCACUACUGAUUAUGCUGCAGCCAGGCACAGGACUCGGUUACAUCCUGAAUUGAAACAUCGUCAUAUUAUUAAAAAACUUAGACUUGGAAAUAAAAAUAACUAUGAACAAGAGGAAAAACAAAAUGAUGACAAUGAAAAUACAGUUGCAAAUAAUAUUGAUAAUUCAAAUACAAUCUGUGGGAGCGUAGAUGGUGCAUCAGAAACCAUUACCACCACGGCUAUAGCCAGCCAAACAACCACAAACUCUAGAAAGAAAAGGAAGCCGAGUAUCAAUCGUGAUAUGAGUGAGGAUGAAGAAAGUUGUGACAGUGAUGAAAGUUCAUCUUACAGUGAUAAUUCGUAUAAAACGAGUGAAACAAGCGACGAUGAAGACGAUGAUGAAAGGGAUAAAAAUAAAACAAAGACAUUUACUACAAGCGGUGAAGGCACAUCUACUGAUAAAAAUGCUCACAGUACAAGCAAACGACAAAAUUACACUUUCAUUUGUGAGUUAUGUAAUCAAAUGUUAUAUACUGAUUAUGCUACACGAAAACAUAGGAUUCAUCAACAUCCAAAUAUGAAAGGUAGGCCAAUAUUUAAAAAAAUUAAAAACGUUGAACCGAAGGCCAAUGCAUUGAAGUCAAAGAAGGAAAGAAAAAAAUUGUUAGAAGAUAAUCGUUCACCAUCCAGCAUAAAUAACAGUAAAGCUAGAAAAAAUUGCAAAGAUGAUAAAGAUGAAAAUACCAGUGAUAGUGACUGGAGUACGAUUAACGAUUCAGAUUGUUUUGAUGAACGGUCUUCAUUUGAAAAUACAGAAACAGCUAGUGAAGAUGAUAUUAUAAAUGCGUCUGAUAACUUAGCUAAAAAGAGAAAAAAGCGUACUACAAAGUUUUUUGGUGCUAAACGUCGAAGUUCGCGUGCAACUGCUAUUAAAGAAAACGCUGAAAUUGAAGAAAGUGAUAGUGAUUGGAUAGUUAGUACUGAUGAUUGCAAUAGUCAAAAUGCGAUAGACGAUGAAAUGGAGGAAGAUAGUGAUAGUCAGAAAACAGAUAUCGAGGAAAGUAAUGAUGACAGUAAUUCAAGCAUGGACGAUGAAGACCCACCAGUUAGUGACAGUGAAACCCUGAACACAUCAAUGCGCACCAUUAAAAAAAGGAAAGUGCGAUUAUUAAAGCUUUUUGGUGAUUCGAAUAAUAUCGACGAAAACGAUGGCGAUCAACAAGUAACAAGCGAAGAAAAUGACAACGAACCAAUAACAGAUCACAUUCACGAAGAUAAUCAAUGCCAUAUUAAGGAAAGUGCUUUAAGAAACUUCAGAGAAGAAAUGCCCAGCGACGAUGAAACUAUUAACGUGUCCGAAAAUACCCUUAAAAAGAGGAAAGAACGUAUGUCGACUCUGUUUGACGAUGCUAUUGAGAUUUCAGCACAAAAUACCGACGACAACGAACAAGAACGAAGUAAUAAAACCAACAAUUCAACUGAUAAUAUUAUACCCGUAGUUGGUAAAAGUGGAAGUGUCCAAAUUGAAAUGAAUAAAAAUUAUAGACCUGAUUUGAAAACGGGUGAAAAUUAUCAUGAAACCUUAAACGUAUCAGACCACCAAGUACAAAAUAAAGAAACACACUGUAACACAAAUUAUGAGGAUUGUCAUAUGAAUCCAGCGAUUCAAUCUACCAAUACUACAGAGGUUAGUAAAGAUAACCACGCGAGUGUAUUAAGUAACGUGAAAGUCGUCGACGAUGACCGGCGAGAGAUAGACUUGAUUGACGGUCUUCUUCAAGAGUACAAUACUCCUAAUGAUCAACGAAAUUAUUCUUGUGCAGAAAAAGAAAAGGAUGGCGAAGAUGACAGAGAACCUGACAGCCAUAAUGCUCAAGCAGAAGUCAACAUUGUUAAUCAAUCUGAAAUAAAUAAUUGCUUAGAAAAUAUACAAAUUACUAAUAUAAGAAGCAUUGCAAAUAAAUUGUACAUUUUCAUAUGCCAAGAAUGCUCUUACGGUACCGACACCUAUGACGAUACUAUACGCCAUUGCCAAAAUCAUUAUAAUCAAAUCGAAGAUCCAGUUACUUAUUGUAAUAUUUGUCAAAUGAAUUAUGAUUCAUCUUGCUUUGAAAGGCAUGGAAUCUCACAUGACAGAUAUUUGAUAAAUAUCAAGAUUAAAUUCUCAUACCACUGGCUGUUUUCGAAUUGGCAAGCAGUGUUCGCAAAUAAUCACAUAUUGUUGAGUGACGCGGAAGAAAUGCAGGUACAAAGUGUUUAUAAGACAAUGUGCGUUAAAAUGACUGUUACAGAGGACGGGCCAUGGCAAUCUACUUUAUAUUUAUGUGCAAAGUGUAAUAUUUUCGUGCCACCUUUGGACAUAGAGAUGCAUGUGCAGCAAAAGUGCACCCUGAAGUAUUACCCGUGCCCCAUAUGUCACCGCGUAUUUUUGACCCAUGAAAUGCGAGAGCACCACAAAAUCUACCAUACCGAUGAGAUAACUCAACCAUUUAAAACCAUUGUAUUUAAUGAAAAAAAGAAUGAACACUCUAAUUCAAAAUUAAUUCAAAUCAAGUUACAAUUAACGCAAAAUAAAGAAAAAAAACGAAAUGUUGAGAUUUACAAAUGUAUAUGCGGCCUGUGUUUCAUUACGUUAAAACAAUUUAAAUUGCACUUUGUCGACUGCGAAUCAGAGACAAACAAUGGAGUGCAGUGUACAAUAUGUCCUGGUUUACGACGAUUUCUGCCGUCAGAUUUAGAGAUACAUAUGGCCCUUCACCAUUCUGCAAUAAAAUAUGAAUUUAGAAUACAACAAAUCACCUUCCAAGAAGAACGUGAUUAUGAGAGUUCAGAACCAUCAUUUGCUUUAGGUACUACCUCAGAUAUUAAUGAUGAGGACUUAAAUGUUAAAAGAGAGAUGUUAAAGGAUGAAACAUUAUCACAAGAAAACAGAAAUAUUGUAGAAGAAGAUUCAGAGAUCUUAAGUUCAUUAGAAAAUGCAGUUCAACAAAUGACGAUUGAUGCAGAUUCAAAUAUUAAUAGAGAGGUGGCAAAAGAUGAAUUACUGUCACAAAAUACCAGUUAUAAUAUAGACAUUAUAGAAGAAAAUUUAAAUACCAAAAGUAUAGCAGACAAUUCAGCACUAGUAAUGUCUAUUGCUGACGAUGACAAUAAUAAAAGAGACUUGUUAAAAAACGAAUUAUUAUCACAGAAUAGUAAUAAAGAGAAUAGUCGUAAAGCCUUGGAUAUUACUGAAAAGGAUUUAGUUAACAAAAGUGCAUCAGAUAUUGCAACACCAGUAAGGUCUAAUGAUGCAGAUUUAAAUAUCAAAAGAGAGAUGCUAAAAGAUGAAGUAUCUUCACAAAAUACUUUUGAAGAGGACAUACAAGAAUACACAAAAGUUUUCGAAGAACAUGUGAAGACUAGUGGUUCAGAACAAAUAAUGCCUAUUGAUAAAGACUUAAGUAUUAAGAAAGAGUUGUUAAAAUACGAAUCAUUUUCACAGACUACUAAUGAAGAGAAUAGUCAAAACAGUCAAGAUAUUCUUGAAGAGGAUUUAGUGAAAAAAUCUGCAACAGACGACGCUGCACAGAUCAAUUCCAACGAUGAAGAUUUAAUAACUAAAAGAGACAUGCUAAAAGGUCAAACAUUACAAAACAUUAUUGAAGAGGACACGCAAGAAAACACAGAAAUGUGCGAAGAACCAUUACAGAAAAGAGAUUCGACACUUAUUCUACUUGUUGUUCGAGAUCACAAUAUUAAGGGAGACGUGUUAAAAAAAGAAUCUACGCCAAAAAAUACUAAUAAAGAUAAUCAAAACAGUCCACAUAUUGAAGAAAUGGUGAACCAAAUAGAAAAUGCAACACAAACGAUGUCUUCUAAUGACGACUUAAAUGUUCCAAGUCGCACGUUAAGAUCACAAGUGAAUAAUGAAGAAAAAAGAUUGAAUAGCGAAAAUCCUGUUGAAAAGAAUUUUGACAUCGAAAGAGAAACUUCAAAGGUUGUGGAGACUGAAGAUACAAUUAUUAUAGAAGACUCGGAUGAUGAUGAUGUUGAAUUGGUUGGAGAAGAUGUAAAUGAUCAUAGAUUUCUUCGACACCGUGCUUAUCCGGACAAUGGGAAACACUGGGAAUUAAUAUUAUAAAAAAAAAAAAAACAGGAACAGUAAACCUUCAGGUUCAGCGCCGUUGAGUGGUCAGAAUAAUCAUUGACACAUUAGUACAAAUAUGGUGUUCAUUUCAUUGUUCAUUAUGUUACCAGUGUAAAUUACGUGUACAUUUCUCUGUUAUAUUGUUAUGCAAUCAGCAAUUACACUUUUGUGUAUUAUACAUACACCCAAAGCCAAAAGUAUGGAAACAAGCACUUAUAUUUUAAUAGAAAAGUGUGAUUUUUAAGCGAUGUAAUAAAUAUAAUAGUAGAACAUUUUAAAAGUAAAUUACUCAAAUUACUCAAGUUGUGGCUAUGAUAAUUGCCAGUUCAAUAUUUAAGGGUAUAAUUAUUUUGCUUUUUCCUAAUUAGGGUUCCGUACCCAAAGGGUAAAACGGGGGUCCUUACUAAGACUCCGCUGUCAGUCCGUCCGUCUGUCACCAGGCUGUAUCUCAUGAACAUAGCUAGACAGUUGAAAUUUUUACUGAUGAUGUAUUUCUGUUGCCGCUAUAACAACAAAUACUAAAAAGUACGGAACCCUCGGUGGGCGAGUCCGACUCGCACUUGUCCGGUUUUUUUAUUUUUUAAAGUUUUUGUCGAUAUUUUAGGAUGUUUUGAUAUGUAAAUUUAAGGUUACAAUUAUAAAACAAAGACAGAAACAUGAGAUAUUAAAGAAAACAACCUUGUUUCCAUAGUUUAGGUCUUGGGUGUACAUAUAUAUUUUAAUUAUAAGUACUGUAGGCACGGCAACAUACUUACCCCCUAUUCAUAAACGUCUACUAAAGUUGACAAGCCGCUAAUAAUCGUUUGUCCCUUUCCGAAGUAUUGGUAUGAUGGAAAGGGACAAACGAUUACUGUACACGUUUAUGAAUAGGGGGUUUCGAUUCUGGAUAUUAGGUACAUUCUGUACAUUAUGUCUUGUUAAUUAUGAUUCUGAAAUCACAAAUUAAAUAGGUAAUUAAUUAUUCAUUAUAAAAUCAAGGUAUAUAAAUUCAAAUUAUAAGAUUAACCACAAUAUUAUUUAUGUCAUAAUAGGUACAGCAAUAUCGCUAAAAAUGGAACCCUGAUGGUUCGUCCGUUCCAGCCAUUUUGCUCAGCAAAGAUUAGGAGUAUAUUAUUUGUGACGUUUUCAAGCAAAAGGUACCACUGUCGCUUACCAUAAGGGCGAAAUUUGCUUGUAUCUUUAUACAAAUAACCUGUCAGUGAUUUAUAAAAUAUCAAGUGGAAUUUUGUUGUCUGUGAUAUUACUUACAAUACAAAUACAAAUAUACUUUAUUGCACACCUCAAUACAGAAACAGUACAAAUAAUACAACACAUAAAGAAGAGGUAAACAACAGGCGGUCUUAUCGCUAAAAAGCGAUCUCUUCCAGACAACCUUUAGGUAGCGGAAUAUAAAAAAAAAUGUUAUGUCAGUGUUACUUAAUUGCUAAAAAACAUUGCAAUGUUGCAUUCGUAUCGUAUGAAGGUUCUAUGCGGUCUGACACGCGCUUGGUCGGUUUUAUUAUUUCAUUAUUUUGUUUUGUUUGUGCACCACCAUGCCUGUGGUAGUGCCGAGUAAUGACCUGGCUUCUGUAAAUAUUACAGUUGACAUCGACUCAUAUGUGAGGACUCACGACCUCGUCAAACCCGGAGUCCGUACCCAAGUUUUUGCGAACAGCCUCUAAUUUUAAUCAAUCAAUCAAAGUCAUACAUCCAUGCCGGGAUUUGCCAAGCGUCAGGGACGCCGUUAUGCGUUAGAGGGGGCAAGCGCUAUUGCUAUCUCAUUCUACCGCAUAGCUGCGUCUCUGAAGCUUGGCAAGUCUCGCCACUCACGUAAAUCGGGUCAAGAUGUUGGACGCAUUACGCGAUCGACAUCAGGAUGUUCACUAGACUCUCCACCACACUUCCCGCGAAUGGUAGAGUUUCUGUACAUUCAAUCGGGCAUCACAACGAAUUUUAAGGAUACCUUAUACAAGAGCAGCAAUGGUACCCUGGUCUUGUGAUCCCCGGAUGGAGCACGGGAUUUCCCAUAAAAAUUGACAAACUCACCAAGCAGGUGGCUGUAUCAGAAGUGGGAUGUAUUGUUAUUCUACAUAUUUCCUGACUAUUUGAGAACUGUUUUAUUGUUUGCUCUUCCCAGCUCUGGAUAUGUUAUGAGUUUUGGUUAUUAUAUCAUAUAGAAUAAGUCCAUUGAGUUUCUUGACA